AUGACUGACCUCUGGUGGGCAACUGCUGAAGCUACCUUGGAUUCACAGAACGUCAAGGAUGACCUCCACAGUUACAACUUUGUCUUUGCCCCAUUGCCACCCAGGGCAUCUGCGCUUGUGUGUGACAUCAUCCUCACGCCUCCAGCUAUUGGCAAAUGCAAUGCCCUCAAGACUACACUCCUUGACGCCUACGGUCUGUCCCCUCAGAGGAAACAUGACGUGCUGAGCAGUCUCACUGACCUCGGCGACAAGCGCCCGUCUGAGAUGCUUAGCUAUAUGGAGUCAUUGGCUGACAUCCAUCUCCUGAAGUCCUCCUUUUUCAAACACAUGUUCUGUUCUCUUCUUCCUGCAACUGUGCGGACCCUUCUGGCGACCUGA
This is a messenger RNA of Tigriopus californicus, 378 nucleotides long. RefSeq lists its product as uncharacterized. The record is from RefSeq and is a predicted model, not a curated record. The coding region runs from base 1 to 378 and encodes 125 amino acids. The transcript has a single exon. Lineage: Eukaryota; Metazoa; Arthropoda; Copepoda; Harpacticoida; Harpacticidae.